AUGACCGUCGAAACUUAUACAAUCCACCCCACUAACAAAUACUAUCGCCCACCUCCACCAUCGACAAUAGCACUUCAUGGUCUGGAUCUUCUCAGUGAUCCCAUACACAUCCGCAAUCACCGGUUCUUCCACCGUCCGACCAGCACUACUACUGACGUAAUCGAUAAACUGAAAUCCUCUCUUGCCGAGGCACUCGAGUUGUAUCCACCAGUUGCAGGAACUGUGCGAGCCAAUGAAAAGGGCGAGCUGUACAUCGCAAUGGAUGCCGAAAAUAUAUUGGGUACACCGUUUUUGGUUGAAAUGAAAGACGCGCCAUAUGCUGGCGAUACGGAAGAUCUAUCUCCUCGAACUGUCGUGUUGCUACCUCCAUUAUCAAGCACAUUAGCAGUGAAAGUAACUCAGUUUUCCUGCGGAACCAUAGCCGUAGCCUCUUCCAUACACCAUCAAGUCACUGAUCUACGUGGCUUUCUCGAUUUUCUUGAACUCUGGGCUCAACUCGCUCGAGGGGAACCCAUCGACUUUACAAAAAUUCCAGAUGAUUGGUGUCAUAAUCCCGGCCGAUUUUUUCCUGGUCUGAUCAGAGAAUCAUCAUUCCCAACGCCUCCUCCUCCUCCAUUCACGGUCCUUCCUGCUCCGGCAACCGGGCCACCUCUAUGUUUAUUGGCAUCAUCAGAAGUUACAAGAUGGAAAUUUACCAAAAGCGCUAUGAAACGAUUAAAAAUUGAUUUCUCGCCUUCUGCUGCUUCUUCCAAAGAACACAAGUCUGAUCUGUGGAUUUCAUCGGGCGAUGCACUUGCUGCUCUUCUUUGUGGUGUCAUUACACGUGCUCGUGAAAAUGCAAAAGUGGCAAGAUUGCAAGGAAGAUCUAGUUUGGAGUCACAAACCGAGAAAAUUGCGAUGGCCGCUGAUGGUCGAGACAGAUCUCCUCAAGGAAACAUGUCUGGUGGACGAUACUUUGGAAACUUCAAUCCACUCUGGAGUGCCACUGUUUCUCGCUCCGAUUUAUUGUCCCUCACUAGUGAGUCAGCUUCUCGUGUCGCUCUCGGGAUAAGAAACGCUUUAAACCUUCAACUUUCCCCCGAAUCCAUUGCCCACAAGAUUUCAUUCUUCGAAGAUCCCCGAAACACCAAACCUCCUGGUCGUAUUGUUUGGUCAGCAGAUGUCAUAUUGACCAAUUGGUGUCGAUUUGAUUUACAAGGUCCAAAAUUAGAUUUUGGUUGGGGAAAACCUUUUUGUGCAACGGCCGGUGCUGGUGGUACUUAUCCACCUGGAUACUGCAUGAUGACGCAGGAGAAGAGUUCUGGAGAUGUUUUUGUUAUGAUGACAGUGGAACAGGAAGGAGCGGAUGGUUUAAAAGCUGACUCACUGUUGAACAAGUAUGCAACACUGGUCACAGCUCAUUAA
Rotaria sp. Silwood2 is the source of this 1404-nucleotide messenger RNA. The record is from the annotation of a GenBank genome assembly. NCBI's taxonomy places the organism in Eukaryota, Metazoa, Rotifera, Eurotatoria, Philodinida, Philodinidae.